Molecule: messenger RNA, 2337 nt
Organism: Penicillium samsonianum
Lineage: Eukaryota; Fungi; Ascomycota; Eurotiomycetes; Eurotiales; Aspergillaceae
Exons: 3
Coding region: 150-1898 (582 amino acids)
Biological process (GO): transmembrane transport
Molecular function (GO): transmembrane transporter activity
Source: RefSeq, a predicted model, not a curated record
UCCCUCUCGCUUUCUCUCUUUCUCUCUUUCUUUCUUGAUCUUCUUCAGACUACUUGUGUCCUCAUUUCUUGGGGUUUCUUCUACUAUCACUGGUCUUCAUACCAGUAUACCUUAUACUACAAUCUCUACGUCACUGGUUAGAGUCAACAAUGGCGAUCAAUUCCGAGAAGCCCAGGGAUACCGUGCAGGCAGCAGAAGCUGCCCACGCCCAAGCCGUUGUCAAUGCUGCUACUGAAAAGUUGGAGGAAGAGGAUCAGCUCGAGGAGACCUCGCCCUCACCCUCGGAGGUAGUCGAGCUCACCGAGGACAUGUGCUACGAUCGACUGGGAUACUCGUUCACUGAAAAAAAGAAGUGGACCAUUAUCGCCGUCAUCUUCCUCGUUCAAACAUCGAUGAACUUCAAUACAUCGCUCUAUUCGAACGCCGCCACGGGAAUUUCAGAGGAGUUCAAUGUUUCCAUGCAGGCUGCACGCUGCGGUGCCAUGAUCUUCUUGGUUCUUUAUGCUUUCGGGUGUGAACUCUGGGCACCGUGGAGUGAGGAGCUGGGUCGCAAGCCCAUUCUCCAGGCAUCUCUGCUCCUUGUCAAUCUCUUUCAGCUCCCCGUGGCUCUGGCGCCCAACUUCGCCUCCAUCAUGGUCGGUCGUGCCCUCGGUGGUCUCUCGUCCGCUGGUGGCUCUGUCACCCUGGGAAUGAUUGCCGAUUUGUGGGAACCUGAUGCGCAACAAUACGCCGUGGCCGCUGUCGUGUUUUCAUCCGUUGGCGGAUCUGUGCUUGGACCGGUGGUUGGUGGCUUCGUCGAGGCUUUCCUGCCGUGGCGGUGGAAUAUCUGGAUUCAGUUGAUCUUCGGUGUUUUCGUGCAAGCUGCCCACUACCUGUUUGUCCCAGAAACUAGAACUACCGUGAUGAUGGAUCGGAUUGCCAAAAAUAUGCGCAAGUCCGGCGAAAACCCCAGCAUCUGGGGCCCUACCGAGGGCGUGUCGUUCCGCCAGCGUUUCCCGCCUCGUGAGCUUAUGUCUACCUGGAUUCGUCCCUUCAAGAUGUUCCUGACUGAGCCCAUUGUAUUGGUGCUUUCUCUGCUGAGUGGUUUCAGCGAUGCCCUUAUUUUCAUGUUCAUCCAGUCGCUCUCCCUUGUGUACGGCCAGUGGGGGUUCAACACCUGGCAGAAGGGUCUGGCCUUCAUCCCAAUUCUGGUUGGCUACUUCAUCGCUUGGUUCUCCUUCUUCCCGAUCAUCAAGCGCAACAUCAAAGAGCGCCGCGACAAUCCGGAGAGCGAACGGGCACAGUAUGAGUCUCGUUUGUGGUGGCUGCUGUAUACUGUCCCCUGCCUACCCAUUGGUCUGAUCGGAUUCGCCUGGACCAGUUUGCCUCAAUGCCACUGGAUUGGGUCUAUGAUCUUUGCUGCUAUCAUUGGUAUUGCCAAUUAUGCUAUUUAUAUGGCCACGAUUGACUACAUGAUCUGCGCCUACGGACCAUACUCUGCCUCUGCGACCGGUGGUAAUGGCUGGUCGCGAGACUUCCUGGCUGGUAUUCUCACUAUUCCGGCCACGCCGUUCUUCACGAAUAUCGGUGGCAAGUACCAUCUUGAAUACGCUUCGACCAUUCUCUUCUGUAUCUCCAUACCACUUGUUAUUGCGGUCUAUGUCAUUUACUGGAAGGGCCCAGCAUUGCGCAAGCGUUCUCCAUUCGCCCAGCAACUGGAGGAUGCCCGACACCAAAUGCAGGUCCAGAGCCGACGAGGGUCCAAGAUCCCUGCGGCAUCUCGCGCCAAUUCGUAUGCUCGCUCCCAGCAAGACCUUCGCAUCCGCCCAACGAUCGGCAGCCGAGGCAACUCCCGGGUCAAUUCUCAAGUGAACUCUCGUGCCAAUUCGCGCCGCAACAGCAUCAACCUCAAUCCUUGAUCGCUGUUCUUUGGCUUUAUUCUUUUGCUUUGAAUACUCAUAUUCAGUGGGAGUAAUGAUGGAAGUGAAAUCACUGUCAUCCUGUUAUAGGAAUCUAUAAGCCUCUUCACAUUACUUCUCCGUGCAUGCUUUCAUCCGCGUCAAUCCUACGCUGUGCGUGGCUGGCUCUAAUUCUUGCACCCGACGCUCGGUGGAUACCCCACUGCCGGUCUGUGACUUUUUGUCCCUGUGCCCUUUUAAGUAUGAGGGGGAUUGAAGGGAAUUGAACUGGAAGGAGAAUGGGCGCUGGUUCUUGAAAUUAAUUGUCUUCUGUUUUUUUCUGUGCUUGCUUUGACUCGAAAGACAAGAUUUGCGAUCUGGGGGGUGUCAUGUAUGCUAUGGGUUUUCGCGACUGAGCGAUACCAGUUAUGAAUUAUACCAUUAUUAUUGCCUGAACAAA